AUGACACUCCCAGACAAGCAAUGGGCCCAGGUCGUCGAAAAGAAGGGCAGUCCACCGGUCUACAAGGAGAUACCCGUGUCCAAACCCGGCCCCGAUGAGAUUCUUGUCAAGAUCCAUUACUCGGGCGUCUGUCACACAGAUCUGCAUGCCAUGAAGGGCGACUGGCCCCUUCCGCUGAAAUUGCCUCUUGUCGGAGGCCACCAAGGUGCCGGGGUGGUUGUGGCUAAAGGCCACCUGGUGACUGGCUUCGAGAUUGGCGAUCACGCAGAGCCUCUCUGUCCCCACGCGACCAUGUCCGGCUACACCGUCAACGGCACAUUCCAGCAGUACUGUGUCGCCAAAGCCACUCAUGCCUCCAACAUCCCCAAGGAUGUCCCCCUCGAUGCGGCCGCUCCCAUUCUCUGCGCCGGUCUCACGGUCUACCAGGGCCUGAAGGAAUCCGGCGCUCGCCCCGGACAGACAGUCGCGAUCGUGGGCGCCGGAGGGGGCCUAGGCUCUCUCGCGCAGCAAUAUGCCAGAGCGAUGGGAUUGCGAGUCGUAGCGAUCGACGGCGGCGAUGAGAAGCGAGAAAUGUGCGAGAGACUGGGUGCAGAGGCCUACAUCGACUUUACCGUAUCCAAGAACGUCGUCGAGGACGUCAAAGCUGCCACCCCGGGGGGACUCGGCGCCCACGCCGUCCUCCUACUCGCCGUCUCGGAGAAGCCCUUCCAGCAAGCUACGGAUUACGUCCGCUCGCGCGGCACCAUCGUCGCGAUCGGCAUGCCCGCAGACGCAUACCUGAAAGCCCCCGUGUUCAACACCGUGGUCAAGAUGAUCAACAUCAAAGGCAGCUACGUGGGGAACCGCCAGGAUGGUGUCGAGGCAAUCGACUUCUUCGCCAGGGGGCUCAUCAAUGCGCCGUUCAAGAAAGCGCCGUUGAAGGAUCUUCCGCGUAUAUUUGAGCUGAUGGAACAAGGCAAGAUUGCCGGUUGAUACGUUCUUGAAAUACCUGAGUAAAGCCGAAGAUCUGCAGCGCAGCAGAGAUAGACGGAUUGACGUGCCGAAUGUCUGGACAAUGCGUAUAGAAACACUAUGCUCAUCCUAUCUACUGUGGAGGGAAGUGAUGGCCAUUGAUCGACUUAACGAAGUGACGUGUAUCUAACUCUUAGUAAAUUGACACUCACCUCUGCCUUCCCAGCCUGCAAAUCUGCAGUACAUGUAAU
Aspergillus novofumigatus IBT 16806 is the source of this 1202-nucleotide messenger RNA. Its product is annotated as zinc-dependent alcohol dehydrogenase. Gene Ontology annotation, molecular function: oxidoreductase activity. The transcript is spliced from 4 exons. The record is from RefSeq and is a predicted model, not a curated record. Bases 1 to 972 code for a protein of 323 amino acids. NCBI's taxonomy places the organism in Eukaryota, Fungi, Ascomycota, Eurotiomycetes, Eurotiales, Aspergillaceae.